ACCUCGAACUGCAAUCCUUCCAAUCUCAGCCUCCCAAGGAGCUAGGAUUAUAGGCAUGAGUCACUGAUACCUGCUUUAGCCAAGGAAUUUCAUCUAUCCGUCUGGUUAUUCAGGAGAAACUCACAUGUGUAAGCUCAAUUGAGCACUCUGGGACCUGUGCAGGUUGGAGUAGAGGGGUAACAGCAGGUCUGGGAGCAGGGAGCAGUUUCAAACUUCAAGAUCCUAUCUCAAAAAUACCUAACACAAAAAAAGGGCCGGUGGAGUGGCUCAGGUGGUAGAGUGCCUGCCUGGCAAGCAUGAGGCCCUGAGUUCAAACCCCAGUAUUGCCAAAAAAAGAAAAAAAAAAAUGAACUUUGUACCUUCUAGAAUCCCAAAUUUGCAUCCACAGCAAUACUUGUACCCAGGCCUGGCUUUCUCCGGAGUCAUGUUUCCGUGGAGUCAAGUGUUUCCUGUAUUGUCCUCACGUCUCAACUUAACUGCCCUUCCGAUUUCUGCUGCACUUUCAUCUCACUCAAUGGCAGUUUUCCACCAAGUCUUUACUGCUCCACCAGAGUGGCCUUAAUGUGGUAGACAUGAGAACACAGUGACCUCUUCCUUUGUAUCAGCCUCAUGGCAUAUGUGAAUCAAACUCACAUCUCAGAAAACUUGCCUACUUUGACGUAUCUUGAAACUUUGGGUCAUUUGUGAGUGGUCAGAAUUGUAAAUGUUAAAUCUUUGGAUGUUGAGGGUCUACCCAGGGAUGGCAGAUCUGUGGCAUGGAUACUGUUACUUCUUUAACUGCCCAGAGCAGACAUCCCUAAUCUAUUACAGCUGACUUACCUGCUGAGCCAAGGCUUGGGGUCUCCAAAUGGUUGAGGCAUCCACCACCAGUUGAGUGGAAUUGGCACCACAGCUGGAACCUGUUUGCCAUUUCUGGCCUUUUCUUGUUAUUGAAUGAGUGGGUUCUUGGUGGGAGACUGCUGCCCUUCAGAGAGGCCAUUGCUGAACAGAAUUCACCUUAGAAUGGCUUCAUAGCAAAGUGAUGACCUAAUAUUUUAUUUUCCUGCAGGAAUAUCCUGGGGCCAAGGUGUUUUCAGGAAAUAAAAAGAAACCAGAGUUUAAGAAGUGCAGCAUGGCCAGGGGCUGCCUCUGCUGUUUGAAGUACAUGCUGUUCCUCUUCAAUUUGAUAUUCUGGCUCUGUGGCUGUGGACUGCUUGGAGUGGGCAUAUGGCUGUCUGUGUCCCAAGGCAACUUUGCCACAUUCUCCCCCAGCUUUCCCUCGCUGUCUGCAGCCAACCUCGUCAUCGCCAUAGGCACCAUUGUCAUGGUGACGGGCUUCCUGGGCUGCCUGGGAGCCAUCAAGGAAAACAAGUGCCUGCUUCUCAGUUUUUUCAUCGUCCUGUUGACCAUCCUCCUGGCAGAGUUGAUCUUGCUCAUCCUCUUCUUUGUCUACAUGGACAAGGUGAAUGAGAAUGCCAAGCAGGACCUGAAGGAAGGGCUGCUGCUGUACAACACUGAGAACAACGUGGGGCUCAAGAAUGCCUGGAACAUCAUCCAGGCCGAGAUGCGAUGCUGUGGGGUCACCGACUACACAGACUGGUUCCCAGUGCUGGGGGAGAACACGGUUCCUGACCGCUGUUGCAUGGAGAACUCUCAGGGCUGUGGGCGCAACACCACCACCCCCUUGUGGAGAACGGGCUGCUAUGAAAAGGUGAAGAUGUGGUUUGACGACAACAAGCAUGUGCUCGGCACAGUGGGGAUGUGCAUUGUGAUCAUGCAGAUCUUGGGCAUGGCCUUCUCCAUGACCCUGUUCCAGCAUAUCCACCGGACAGGCAAGAAAUACGAUGCCUGAGUGGCUGGCAUGUGCUCGGCCCCACCUGGACACUGUGCGUGCGAGGGAAGAGGAGCUAAGCUUUGUGUCUCCAGCUGUCACCUGCCCCACCUCCCAGCCCACCCUUCCCUGCCUGCCCACCUCAACCUCAGACCUUGUGAAGGGUGAAAGCACAGCGGGGAGGCAGCAUGCAGAGACUGCUGGACACAGGCGCCUGGAUUUCUGCAUCUGCAUAUUUGCCAAAGACACCAGGGUGGGUGGGGCACUGAGGAAGAAGCCCCACAUUUCUGGGCUUCUGCCCCUGCCCUUUCUCACGCUGACAUUUGUCCCCAUGUGGGGCGGAGAGACUGCCCAUGGAAGCCACUGCCGUCCAUGGCACCCAGCUGGAGAGCCAGCCAGGGUGCCAUCUGACCACCGCCAGGCAAGGCCCCUGGAGCAUCCUGCCCAGGCUUUUUAUACCUUACAGUGUAACUUUUUUAUUUUAUUUUACUCAGAUUAUGGUUAUUCAGGAAUAUUAUCUCUCAGAUAAGUUUAGGGUUAGCUCUGAUUUAUAACUUUUUACUGUGUUGAUCUCCUUAAUGGUUUGAGUUUCCUUUUCCUGUGGGUAGGGAUGGGUGGGGAGAGAAGACAUCUACCAGUUUGCAUGAGGACAUACCAUCUUGUGACAAUUUUGAGGCUAUAGAGUGAGACGCGCCAGGCCUUUCCCCAGACACCCUGAGAGGGAGGAGGCAUGGUUGGGAUGUGGGGACCUGCCAGGCUUGGUAUUAGCAGAUAGGGGCAGGAAGAGACAAGUGGAAUGGAGAAGCCUGAUGCCAGUGUGGCAGAGCAUCCCGAACAGGGAUGAUGGUGUUGCUGCCCAAGCCAGGGAGUCCACGGCAUUGAGGGGGUCCUCGGGUCGGGGUGGGGCUGGAGAAGCACUUUCCUGGGAACACGGCUAUGCUGGCAGGGUCCUUGCACUUUUUACCCAUGAGCAGUUGGUGUUUUUCCCUCCUCUGUGGGCGGUGGCUUCUGGCCGCCCCAGGCGCAUCCCAUGUCUUGGUUACUCUCACACAUUCCUACUACAGACUCACACAUCUCUGGUUCACACUGCUCUCAUCUUUCCUUGCUUUGGGAGGGGAAGCACUCAUGUUCACUGCUCAGAGGGUGGCAGAGGACCCAAGACCAUCAGGAGGUGAGGUUGGAACAGGCACCCACAGCCGCUCCCUGCCCCACUGGGAGGUAGAGAAAGGGCCACGUGGGUCCUGAGCCUCCCUCCUUCCUGAGGUGCAUUGCUGUCAGUAGUGUUGUGGCCAUCACAUUCUGCAUGAUCCCAAGGAGACAAGAAACAGAAAAGACAGGACGCUAGGCUCAUCUGGCCACAGUAGUAUGUCUAGGGUGCCCAGAGCUGGGUGUGUGAGACAGGCAAGCAGGUGGGGUUUCAGUGGGAGCAGGACACUGAAACUGACGAUCACCUGCUGCUUUGCAAUAAAAGGUGAAGCUAAAGACCAGGAGACUGGGCUUGAAAAGGUCACCCGCUGGCCAGCUAGGGCUCGGUACACUCUACUGCAUGGGAAUUCGUGCGGGUGACUGGCUUCCCCACCCUGUUCAUCCCUUACCUUGAUCCCCCAGUGGGACCGGCCUUCAACCUCCACCAACCUGCCGCUCACAUCUUCCCUUUCUUCGGGUGGGGAAGCACUCAUGUGAGUGCUUAGAGAGGGCCUCCAGCCAGCUAGUAGCUCUACCAUCCGCCUUAAGUAGGUAUUCUUCAAGGACCAGGAGCACGGAGCUUUUGGUGUUCAGGUCUUGGGUUUGAGGGUUGGGGAUUAAGAGUCGGAUGGUCUCAGCAAGUUGGACAGAGCCCAGGCUGGUUCUCAGAGAUGGGAGUGUGGUGCUGAUGGGGAACACUGGGAAGGCAGGUUCUGGGGGAAGACGGGGCAAGAACAUUUGUGCAAAAUUACCCUCCCCUGUAUUCCUCUGGCCCAUCUUCCUGGUAAGGAGCAAUAGCCACCUCUCUGGAAACCCCAAAAUGUAGAGUGCAGGGCAUACCCAUGACUUCAGAGAAACACUCAGCAAACAAGUGUUGGAGUCACAAGGUGAGACCUGGUGCACAAUGAGU
Castor canadensis (American beaver) is the source of this 3905-nucleotide messenger RNA. The record is from RefSeq and is a predicted model, not a curated record. Lineage: Eukaryota; Metazoa; Chordata; Mammalia; Rodentia; Castoridae.